AUGAUUGAUGAUCGAGGUUGUCAACUAGAUAUGGAAAAAUUAAAUAUUAUUUGUUCACUUUGCGAUUGGAAUGGAAUAUUUAAAGUUUAUCAAAAACAUUUAGAUGAAGCUCAUUUGAAUCCUUUCUGUAAACAUUGUGGAACAGUGUGCAACACAGUUAAUACUCUUACUCAACACAUACCUAUCUGUGAGAAAGUUUGUGUCAAUUGUCUUCUCGAAUCAUACGGUUGUAAUGAACAAUUCCUUCGAAUGAAUACACAAGAUCAUCUUCGAAGCGAAAAACAUCAAAGAAUAUUACUUCAAUAUAUUCUUGAAAAAACUACUCCAUCAGUAAUAUCUUCUCGUACAAUGACAACUAACAAUGGUGAAUAUGAUACGACUUCGAUGGGAAAUCUUCAAGAAUUACAUGAAACAAUUAAUAUUAUGUUGGAUGGUAUUAAGGCGUUAACUGAUGAUCUUCAACAACUCGGUUCAGAGUCACUCCAUCAUCAUACUUCACUAAGAUCCAUGUCUGAGGAUAUUUCGAAAUUGAAAAUUGCUGUUGAAGAAACACAUUCAUUGAUCGAUGCUCAUCAGACUAAUCAACAAAUCUUUCAAAGAAGUCUCGCUUCAUUUCAACAAGAACUAGAAGAACAAAAGAAUAUUUCAACUGAUGGCACAUUUCUAUGGAAAAUUACAAAUGUUCAACAAAAAAUAGUCGAUGCUCAGAAUGAGCAACAAGUUUCUGUUUACUCUCCCGCAUUCUAUUCAUCACCAAAUGGAUAUAAAAUGUGUCUUCGUCUGUAUUUGGCUGGUGAUGGUAAUGCUCGACAUACUCAUAUGUCGCUUUUCUUCGUACUUAUGCGUGGAGAGUACGAUAGUAUUCUUGAAUUUCCAUUCCGUUUCAAGGUGACGUUUGCUCUACUUGACCAAAUAUCUCAACAACGUCAUAUUUUCGAUUCUUUCCGACCUGAUAUAAAAUCAAAUAGUUUUCAAAGACCUCGAUCAGAUAUGAACACCGCUUCUGGUAUUCCAAAAUUUUUACCACUAACAAUCAUCCAACAAGAUAACAAUCCAUAUGUUCGUGAUGAUACAAUGUUUAUCAAAGCCAUUGUUGACUUUAGUGACAUACCAAAACAAUUAGUACCAUAUACAUUAAGUGUCAAUCCUGGUUUACCAAUUUUGACUCAACACGAAUUGAUCAAGCGCGAGAUCGAAAAACGAGCACAAGAAAAAUCACAAAUUACGUCUAACACAUCUAUGUCUAUCAAUCAAGAUAUGAAUAUGAAUCACGCUGGCAAUAAUGGUUAA
Rotaria sordida is the source of this 1290-nucleotide messenger RNA. The record is from the annotation of a GenBank genome assembly. Lineage: Eukaryota; Metazoa; Rotifera; Eurotatoria; Philodinida; Philodinidae.